GAAGAUAUCCUACUGGUUGUUUUAAUUGAUCUAUUUUCAUAAUUAAUGUACACUGAUAGAUUUGCUGGGAGCUGCGUGGUCAGCGUUUGGUCUAAGUUAAUCAUUUCCCAGCCCCUUUAUGUCACACCAGUCUGUAGAUAGGUUUAAUACUGCCCCACACAUCAUUGAACCAAACCAGGGCUGUGUGUGUGUUUGUGUGUGAUGUGAUUCUAAGAGAUGAAUGCUUUAAUCCUCCUCAUCCUGCUCAUUUUGGCACAUCAGAGUGGGAGUCAGGAUACUGCAGAAGAUGAGCAUCGUAAAGGUCAGCGCUUCUUACAGUGGGCAGAUCACUAUGACUUUGCCCUUAAGUUGUCUGGCACAGAGUCACAGUGCUACUGGCACUUCGCUCGACAGGAUGGACGCUUUUACCUGACUUACAUGGUUCUGUGGGUGUCUGGGAUGAUUGCAGACCAACACGUAGCUGUGUCCCUUUUCUCUCCUAAGGGCACCCUUAUGACCUUCACUGAUGAUACUAAGGGCCAGAUGAACUUCCAAGUCAAGGAGACAGGCUUUUAUCAGAUGUGCUUUGCCAACUAUCACAACCGUUUUGGUGAAAUGCGACUCUUUCUAAACUUUGGGGUGUACUAUGAGGAGGAUGCUGAGGUCCUGAGGGAGAAUGAAAUGGAAGAAAAGAUUCUAAACAGCACUCUGUCCAACAUAAAGGGCAUUUCCAACAAGCUACGACUUCGAAUCCAGCACAUGUGGCGCUUCUAUAACGUGGCACGAAUGCGAAGAGGGGCUGACUACUACCUGCUUCAGUCCAAGUCCAACUACGUCUACACCUGGUCCAUUCUUCAAAGCAUAGUGAUCGUCAUGUCCGGAUACCUCCAGCUCUUCAUCCUCAAGAGGUUGUUUCGGACAGACAGUGACCGGCCUCGCUGCUGAGACAGAAAAAAACACCCCCCACUUACACACACACACACACACCACACCAUACCACAGCGUAUUGCUUAAGAACAAAAUAGGAAGGAAGAAAGAAAAAAUGUGUGGUCAUCGGUACUCAGUAAGCUGUGCAACAUUUUGGAACCUGUGACCAUUUUAGAUUGAAUCAUGAGCUGUAUUCUCUGACAGCUAGUUUAAAGAAAUGUUUCACCUAAUUUCUUUCUGCCCAUCUGUAGCAUGUGGUUGAUUACCACAGACAAUAGUUCUUCUGUACUUAGUAAGGAACUGAAAUUUCAUUGAAUAAAACACAGACAAAUCCAAUAAUCAUUCUGUGAUAAUCAUUUAUUUUCUGUCAUCAAAAGCCUUUUAACUUUUAACUUAACUAAAAACUUAACAUUUAAUGGGAGUCAGCAUAAAAAUAACUUAUUCCAAUUUCUAUUGGUUCUUUAUAAAACUUAAACAUAAUGCAAGGAACAAAUGACAAAUCGUCGCUGUCCAAUGAAAAACAUGUAUCUCCAAAACAGCAACUUUACAGGAGAGAGAAAAAACUAAAACUUGUCAAUAUAAUACAAAAGUCAAUAUAAAAAAAGUUUAUUUCAGGUCAGAAGUAUUUGAAGUAUUUCUAUCCAUUCAUCAAGACAUUUCGGCACAGUUUAAGUGACAGUUUGUCUGUUCAUUUUGUUUUUAUUGGACAGUGAUGAAAUACACAAUAUGUCACAAACCAUUAUCACCACUAUUCUUCAGUAGCAGAUAGAGGGACUAACUAAAAUGGAUUGAUGGUUGAGUAUUUUAACAUAAAAUGUAUCUGUUUCAGAUGACUAUAGCACACAUGACUAUAGCACACAUAUGUACGAUCAACUUUUAAUCCUUAAAUUCAUAAAAGAAAAGUGAGCUGUGAUUACAUUUGAAAUGAAGCUGUACCCAGUAAGCUUGAUACAAUCUACAGAGUGGACCAACCCUUUUUUUCAAUAACAUAUACAGACUUGCAAUGUUUGGGGGGG
Molecule: messenger RNA, 1922 nt
Organism: Astyanax mexicanus (Mexican tetra)
Lineage: Eukaryota; Metazoa; Chordata; Actinopteri; Characiformes; Acestrorhamphidae
Product: transmembrane emp24 domain-containing protein 6-like
Exons: 4
Coding region: 217-924 (235 amino acids)
Biological process (GO): Golgi organization; intracellular protein transport; endoplasmic reticulum to Golgi vesicle-mediated transport
Cellular component (GO): endoplasmic reticulum; COPII-coated ER to Golgi transport vesicle; Golgi apparatus
Source: RefSeq, a predicted model, not a curated record